UGUCUCUAUUGCGCCCAGUACUUGCCCAGUGGCUCAAACUCAGAUGGGUUGCGCUAAUCCCAACAUCACAACUCAACAACGCUCAGCACACGUCAGCAGGAGUCAACGUCGGAGAACCGGAAACGUAAAGCAAUCCAUGCGCAGGCAAAAUUAGUAUUUGAAAAUAGUGAUAUAGUAGUUUCAUCGGCAUAAUGGACAAUGUUUAAGUCGGUGCAACAGCGAAAGUAUCGUUUUUAGCCUAUUCAGCGACACGGAUGCGUCUAGUUUCGAGGGUUUAAAUGAGGGCACCGGCCUUCCUCCCGAUUGUUGAACUGCAGUAGCCUUUGCUAUCAAACUCCACUGAAGAGACUAUUUCAGUCGAACGCUAUGACACAGUCGGUACAGUCGGAACCUUGGAUUUAUGCUUUCACCAGGAUUUUAUUCGGGUCUCUCACUCAUGUUAUAUCCGCUGGGUUCACUGUGUUCAUAGCAGUGUUGGCUAGACCUGGAUCUAGUCUGUUCUCCUGGCAUCCCUUUCUGAUGACACUAGCGUUUUCCCUGUUCAUGACUGAAGCGGUGCUACUCUUCUCCCCGCACUCUUCUCCUGUCCGAAAACUUUCUCACAAGACCAAAGGCCGUAUCCAUUGGGUGCUGCAGUGCCUGUGCGUCACCUGUGCCUGCCUUGGCCUGAGUGCCAUCUCUUACAAUAAAUACCUGAAUGACAAACCCCACUUUACGUCGUGGCAUGGACUCGUGGGCAUCGUCACAGUGGGAAUUGUGGGGGUCCAGUCCGUAGCCGCCCUACCUUUGAUCUACAUCAAACUGGCCAAGGGUUGGUCGCUGGCUAAGAUGAAGCGCUACCAUGCUGUGACGGGCCUCCUUACAUACCUGCUGGGUAGCGGAAGUCUGGUCCUGGGUCUCUGGUCUGCGUGGUUCACAGGCUCGGUGAAUGGACAUGCCUGGUACUUGGCGAUGCUCUGCCCCUCUUUGAGUGCACUGGUGAUCAUGAGCCAGGUCACUAGUGCGUAUCUGGCCAAGAAACAAAUGCAGUCCUGAAAGAUGUCCAAAGUAUGUACAGGUUGGCUACAACUCGAUUUUUGACAGGGAGUUUUACAAAUGGGUCUCCACAAAAGCAAGGGCUUUUUUUUUUACCUUGUGGAAUCAGGCAUUAUUGUUGGUUUUGAUAAUGUUCAUGCUAGUUUUAGAUCACAGAGAUUUAGAGAUGUCUUUAUCGGUAUCAUGUUUUUCUUACACAUAUUAAGAGAUCUCUGUAUUGACCAUGGGACAAUGUUGUAAAAAACUUUAUUUAUUUUCAACAUGCAUUUUAACAAAGAUGUCCAAUUGCUUUAAAAAAAAAAUCUUUUGUGAGAAAUGCUGAGAAUAGCUCAGAAUGAAGUUACUGUUGUGUAUCUGUAUUCUGUUAAUCUAUUUGUACAGUUUGUUAAAACAGGUUCAUUUUGGUACAGUAAUUAUUUUUUCUAUGAAAAAUAAUUGGUGUCUGCAUAUUUAGGCUGGACUUACAAUUAGCCGUCAUCCUAAAUAUUUUGGUUGAAGGAGCUGCCCUCACAAAUUUUAAAAGGCAUUUAAACAUUUCUCUGUGGCCUGUAUAGCCGAUUCUGACUGUUAACAAAACUGACAUUAGCAACUGAACUUGAAUACAGCAGAGAAGGAUUUAUUUAGUUAAAACAUCAUUUUGGACAUCUCCUCUUGGUUAAACAAGUGAGGCAUAACCCACCCCAGUUUCUCCCCGUCUCUCUCACUUCCUCUGUGGCCUGACACAAGGGCCUGCAGCUCACAGAUUGCUGGUCUUAGACUUACCUCCACAGUGGAGCACAUUCAGAUGACACUAGUGCCCAGUAAAAGGUCACACACACUAGGGCUGGGAGCGCAUGGCUUGUGUUUACUGCAUACACACUCUAAAUACACAGUGCUUAAUUCAGGAAACGUGACGAGGCUUUUGGGGGUUUCGGGUUACCCCAUUUUAUUUCCAAUUUUGAAUGGACAAAUUCAGUAUAAAAUGUGUUGACCUGUGCCGUCAUUCUAGUGUAGUUAUGGGGCUCCUCCUGACAUCCUUGAGUUGUCAGGAGGAUGCUGUGGUAUUUCUCACAAUCCUAACAGGUCCUUUGACUGGGCACGCAUCACCAUCCAAUACCCCUCGGACUCGUUAAGACAAAGAGGGAUCUUUAAAAAAAAUCGGACCAUAAUGUACAAAAAUUAAAAAAAUACAAAUGAAUUAACUUUCCACAAUUUUCAAUAAAUAACUCAGGUAUUGUUUUGUACCCAGAGACAACCAAAAAAAAAACCAGAUAUCGUCACUGGUCAUGUGUAACAAAUGAAUAUCAUCAAUACAUAGAAAAGAAAUAUUUUGAAUGUCAAUGUAACGAUUUGUACUGAACGAUGAGUAUACUUUAGGGGAAAGCAGCCUGUGGGAGGAGUUUGAUAUAACUAGAAAAAAAAAAUCACUUAACUGGCAGACCCUUAAUGGAGGGGUGCUAAGUUCAGAAGCUGCAAGUUUUCUAGCAAUGGCAUGAAAUGCAUCACCAUUACUUGACUGAAAAACUAUUUCCCACAAUAUCUUUAAAACCCUUAAACAAAUAGUACAAAGAAAUAACAGUCUAGACAUUCAUGGUGAUUUAAGGGGGACAGAACUUGCUACACAACUGUAGACUACAAAAACAGAACAGUGUCCCAAUUAAGGCUGAUGUUUAAACCAAAAGAUGUUAAUCCCUCACCAAAAUGUCAAUAAAGGCUAACAUGAAAGUA
Molecule: messenger RNA, 2742 nt
Organism: Clupea harengus (Atlantic herring)
Lineage: Eukaryota; Metazoa; Chordata; Actinopteri; Clupeiformes; Clupeidae
Gene: cyb561d2
Product: cytochrome b561 family, member D2
Cellular component (GO): endoplasmic reticulum
Molecular function (GO): transmembrane monodehydroascorbate reductase activity
Source: RefSeq, a predicted model, not a curated record